This is a messenger RNA of Schistocerca gregaria, 3784 nucleotides long. Its product is annotated as T-complex protein 1 subunit gamma-like. The record is from RefSeq and is a predicted model, not a curated record. Bases 2018 to 3703 code for a protein of 561 amino acids. Gene Ontology annotation, biological process: protein folding; long-chain fatty acid import into peroxisome; fatty acid beta-oxidation. The transcript has 5 exons. Gene Ontology annotation, cellular component: chaperonin-containing T-complex; peroxisomal membrane. Lineage: Eukaryota; Metazoa; Arthropoda; Insecta; Orthoptera; Acrididae. Gene Ontology annotation, molecular function: ATP hydrolysis activity; ATP-dependent protein folding chaperone; ABC-type transporter activity.
AUUUACUCCAGAGUGCUGCUUGUGCUCGGAGUCUUUCUAUAGCCUCAUCGAUGGAGGCAAUACCUUGGCGGGCGUAUAUUCGGUCUAUGGAUGGCAGCUCAUUUAUUGUAGCGAAAAUGAAAACUGUUUUUCAUCCAGCGUUUCGCCGACAUCGAAUCAAGACAGUUUUUUUGGGUCUUGCGACGCUUGGAGCUGGUUUCUACAUGCUAUGUAAGAGACUUGGCGCUCAGAGUCAGUUGAGUUACGAAUCACCCAAAGAAUUGCAGGUUAGAUUCCAACCGAAGCAGGAGUAUUUAAAGGUGAAUCGAGUUUUUCUCCACCAGAUGGGAUAUUUGUUGAAGAUUAUUAUUCCUGGCCCCAUAUCCUUGGAGGCAAUAUGUGUUGCCUUGUUGACCUUUUUUUUAUUGGUUAGGACAAGGUUGUCUAUUCGGAUUGUUGAGAUAAUGGGUUUGAAUGCGAGUGCACUGGUGCGGACCGAGUUUAGAUCAUUCGUGCGAGGAGUGCUUAGUUUGGGUCUUAUUGCAGUUCCUGCUUCUAUCGUGAAUUCUCUUUUGAAAUUUCUCACCAACUUUUUAGCGCUUCGUUUUCGAAAGCGUCUGACUACCUAUGCGCAUGAGAAGUAUUUGAAUAGCCUUACGUUUCGCCGAACGAUAUUGGAUCGUUCCAUUGAUGGGAUAGACCAGCGAAUAUCGCAAGACAUUGAUCAACUUUCGAAGGUUAUCUCUGAAUUUUACCCUUCAACUUUCAAGCCGUUGGUGGAUGUUGCUUUGUUCACGCACAAGCUGACUACGUCUGUUGGAUACGAAGGCGCAGCUAUGAUUUGUAUUUAUUAUAUGUUUUCUGGAUUUAUUUUGCGUCGUUGGCUGCCUGACUUUGCCUUCAUGACAUCUAAGCAACAAGAACUCGAGGGGAACUUUCGUUAUUACCAUACUCGGCUUUUGAUGCACGCCGAAGAGAUCGCAUUCUACAGGGGUUGGAAUCGAGAGAGGAAAUUGAUCAAUGACACCUUCGACCGUUAUUACCGACACUGUAUGGGCUUUUUGGUAAGUCAGGCGGUUAUCGAUGUCUUCGAUUCUUGGUUGGUAAAGUAUGGUGCUACGCUGGUUGGGUAUUUGGUUGUGGCUAUUCCGGUGUUUGGAGGGGUGAUCGCUAGUAGAGGAGGUGACCAAGUGUCUUUGUUGACGGAGUCUUACGUUCAAAACACGCAAAUUCUUAUUAAUUUAUCACAGUCGAUAGGACAGGUCGUGCUUUUAUACAAGCGCCUCACUCGGAUGGCUGGAUAUACGUCUCGCGUGUUCGAACUUUUUUCGAGCGUCGACGCGGUAGAUUUUUUGCAAGAGGAUGAACAGCGUGUCAAAAAAGGUGAUCUGAUUGAAUUUGACAGCGUAGACAUUUCGACACCGAACAGAGAAUUGAUGCUUGUAGAGAGUUUGAGUUUUCAAGUUCGUUCGGGAGAGCAUACGAUUAUCAUGGGUCCUAAUGGUUGUGGUAAAUCUAGCAUUUUCAGGGUGCUUGCCGGACUUUGGCCUGCACUCUCUGGUACGAUUUAUUGUCCUUCGGCGGACGAAAUUUUUUUCAUACCGCAACGUCCGUACUUCCCUGUGGCCAGUUUGCGAGAACAGGUGAUUUAUCCGGACAGGACAUCGGACGCGUCUCGAAAGGGCGUCAGCGACGAGCAGCUUCUUUCGAUCCUUGCAGACACCGAUCUCGCCUAUUUGGUCAAGCGAGAAGGUGGGUGGGAUGCUCAAAAAAAUUGGACAGAAACCUUUUCUGGCGGAGAGAAGCAAAAGAUCAAUCUUUGCAGAGCAUUUUAUCAUCGGCCGAAAUUUGUAUGCCUUGACGAAUGCACUUCCGCUGUAUCGGUUGACAUCGAGGGGAAGCUUUAUAAGAGGCUCAUUGAAAUUGGGUGUACAAUUGUGACCAUAUCCCAUCGAAAGCACCUUCAACAAUAUCAUAAAAGGUUGAUUCAGAUGACCGAUUCGAAUGGGUAUUCAGCCAAGUUGGUUGGGUCCCAGUGAUGGUUUUCUUCGCUCAAAGGCGAAGGUUUUUCAGGAUGUCGUCUGCUCCUGUGUUAGUACUUAAUGCAAAGACGAAGCGAGAGAGUGGAAGGAAAACCCAGUUGGGGAACAUACAGGCGGCGAAGAUGGUAGCCGAUGUGAUUCGUACUAGUUUAGGUCCCAAAGCAAUGCACAAGAUGAUUCUAUCAAUGUCAGGUGGGAUAGUGAUUACGAACGACGGGAACGUAAUAUUGCGUGAGUUAGAUGUGAACCACCCGAGUGCGAAGGCAGUGAUGGAUUUGAGUCGUGCGCAGGAUGAAGAAGUGGGCGAUGGGACGACUAGUGUCGUGGUGUUGGCAGGUGAGCUUUUGAAUUUAGUUGAACCUUGGCUGGUGAAGGGUUUGUCACCCAACGUGAUUAUUAGAGGUUUAAAAUUGGCAUUACAAGAUGCAUUGGCACACUUGAAGAGCAUUGCGAUACCAGUAAAUCGGAAGAACCGUCAGGACUUACUUGACAUUGUAAGGAGCUGCAUGGGGACGAAGUUUGCAGUUUCAUUUUACCCGUCAUUUUUGAGCGAAUUGGCUUUAGAUGCGGUUUUGUUAGUGGCUCAGGAUGGCGAGGAGAAAGACAUCGACAUCAAGCGAUAUGUGAGGAUUGAGAAGAUUCCUGGCGGAAAGGUGAGCGAUUGCUGCACUGUGCUUGGCGUGGUGUUGAACAAGGACGUGACGCAUGUGCAAAUGUCUCGUCGAAUCGAAAAUCCUCGUGUGGUUAUAUUGGAUUGUAAUUUAGAAUACAAAAAAGGUGAGAACCAAAUUACGCUGGAAGUGACCAAAACCGAUCAAUGGACUCAAAUUAUGCAGCAAGAAGAAGAUUAUGUGAAGAAAAUGGUUGAGGACAUUGCCAGAAUGAAGCCCGACUUGGUUUGUACCGAAAAAGGAAUUUCUGAUUUGGCACAGCAUUAUUUGGUACAACAUAACAUUAGCGCGUUACGUCGUCUCAAGAAGACAGAUGCUCAACGUCUUGCACGUGCAUGCGGAGCGACGAUUGUUAGUCGUCCUGAGAAUCUCAAGGAGAGUGAUGUUGGCACUGGUGCUACGUUGUUUGAAGUUAAAAAAAUCGGUGACGAAUAUUAUUCGUUUAUUAAUUGUUCAAAAUCGAAAGCUUGUACCAUUUUACUUCGUGGUCCAGGGAAGGACAUAUUAAAUGAGGUGGAGCGCAAUGUUCAAGAUGCGCUUGCAGUCGCGCGAAAUAUCAUUCAAGAACCUUUGUUGGUUUAUGGUGGCGGCGCAUCUGAAAUGUCUAUCGCUGCCAAGUUGACAGAAAAGAGCAAGAGUAUUCCUGGCGUUGUUCAAUUCCCCUAUGCGACAGUUUCUUUUGCUUUGGAGAUCAUUCCUCAUACAUUGAUUCAAAACUGCGGUACGAAUGUGGUUCGAAAUCUCACGAAUCUCCGUGCUAAGCAUGCGGUUGGAGAGGGUCAUUAUUGGGGUAUAGAUGGACAAACUGGACUUGUUAGAGAUGUUCGCGAAUUUCAUCUCUACGAACCGUAUUCUGUCAAGGCACAAACUCUCAAAACUGCCAUAGAGGCUGCGUGUAUGCUUCUUAGGAUUGACCAAAUUCUUUCUGGUAUCAGUAAAAAGAAUGCUUCUGGCCAGUCAUCCCAAACCCCUCAAGAUGCUGCCGAUGACUCAGCGGCUAUGAUGGAAUAAAAAAGAAGCCCUUUCAUCCCUUGCAUGCAGAGUCUGUCAUAUGCAAGAAAAAAUAUGCGAUUUACAUUUUUUUUGACCGUU